ACCGGGUGCCGACUAUCAAUCGCCAGAUAACUUUACAUCGACCUGGUCGUCAGCAUCCCUGUUACCAUUACGUCGUCAGUUUACCAGGCAGCUCUACGAGUGGCCUUGUUUACCGUUGUUUAAAUCAAGGACGAAAUUAAACUUUUAUUAAAUUGAUGAUCGCUUCGAUUUGAGGGGAGAAGGGGCCGCCCAAAAUUCCUUGCAAAUACAAUUGCUCGAGUUUUUUGUUACCGCGUGUGAUUGCUUGAAUGUGUCGUAUAUAUUGAUAUGUGCGUAUCGUAUACGGUAUCAGUUUCACGGAGAGGAAAAUUGAAUCGCAAGUAUUUUGAUAUCUCGAAAGAGAAGUGAAUACCUCACAUUCUUCGUUUCUUCAAUAUGGCCGAGUGGACCAAGUUUAAUAAUGGAGACAAACAGAUUCGACUCGACGAACAAACGACGAAUGAUGCGACCGUAAAGCGAUCGUAUAUCGAAACGAGCGAUGAUGAAAUCAUCAACAAAGAUUCAUGUACGUCGAACCAUCCAAAUAAUUGCAAUUGUGAUGAUCACAAUCACGAGGAGACGAUUAUGGAUUCGGUUCGGGGAUCAGAAUACGUCAAUGACUUCCGAAACAACUCGGAGUCAUUGGAAAAUGCGCGAAAGGAAGAAGGAGAAGAAGAAGAAGAAGAUGCAGUAAGAUUUGUGGAGAAUGAUUCGGAACGAAUCAUGGAGCAAUCGGGCUCAAGGAUACGUCGGGAAGCUCGUCAAGAGCUAAAAGAAGAUUCGCAAAAUAUGCAAAAUUCACCAAAGAGACCCAACAGCCUUUACAGGGAAGAUGCAUCUAGUCCGCAGAAAGUGAAGAGCGUUUUCAAUGAAAGGAGUACAAUUUUCGGGUCCCCUACCAGAAUUCUGUCGUCCAAGAGCCAUUUGUUGACCGAAAAGAGCACUGAGAAGCUCGUAAACGGCAAAUCUCCAAAGGAAGAUAAGCAGCAGCAUCACGUGCAAUUCAACAAAGAGUCUCAAAAACAGCAGUUACGUCACACACCUGAAGAAAGACCACAUCCAAGUCCAUCAAUCUCCACGUCUACUACAAGCAGUUCCGAGGACAAUUCCAGCUUGGGACAGUUUUGCGAAGCGAGGCCUCCCGAUGGAGGUUGGGGCUGGGUCGUCGUAGCGGCCUCCUUUAUGGUAAACCUGAUCGCGGAUGGCAUCACCUUUUCCUUUGGCGUAAUAUACGUCGAAUUUCUUAAUUAUUUCGGCGAGGGCAAGUCGAAGACAGCAUGGAUAGGUAGUCUCUUCAUGGCGAUGCCAUUGUUAUCGGGACCGGUGGCAAGUUUCUUAACCGAUCGAUACGGAUGUAGAAAAGUAUCUGUAGCCGGUAGUAUCCUAGCAACAGCCGGUUUUGUUGUCAGUUCCUAUGCGAACUCUAUGGAAGUACUCAUCUUCACAUUCGGCAUCGUAGCAGGUUUCGGUUUAUCCUUGUGUUUCGUCGCGGCAGUGGUAAUCGUGGCGUAUUACUUUGAUAAAAAGAGAUCUUUCGCUACCGGUCUAUCAGUGUGCGGUAGCGGAAUCGGGACUUUUAUCUUUGCGCCUGUUACACAAAAUCUUUUAGCGGAGUACGGCUGGAGAGGAACUACGCUGAUUCUGGCAGGAUUGUUUUCGAAUCUCGCUGUAUGUGGAUGUCUGAUGCGGGACCUCGAAUGGACUACCACUAGAGCAAAAGCGAAAACUCAAGAGAGGAGGAAGAAUCGAGAAAAGAAGAGAUCUAAAAUACAGAGUUCCAGCGCAGAUUCCUUUUCCGCCACCAGUUCCGCAAACACGACUACGCAAACACCUCAUGGCGAUUCUAAAAGAGGUUUCGCAUCAGCCAAUGCAAUGAUUAUUGAGAAUCUUCGGCCGCAGGAUGUGUGCAGCGAGGAGAGUGGUGAGAAGUUAUUCUCUAGCUUAGUGAAUUUACCUACUUUCGUCAAGAACGGAGAAAGAGUACCUCUGGAGGUACUAGAAUUGCUCAGUACGAAUAAAACCGAGACCGUUUACAACGUGCUUCUGCAAAACUAUCCAAGUCUUUUGAUAUCGUCGAGGAGUUUCAGCGAUUCUGGGGCGCUGCACGAUCAACUGAGUACCCCCUCGGCUCGAUUUCUAACUACACCUAGUCCAUUAACUGAAGACAAGAACAAGGGCCGUGACGAUCGAAUUUUGCGCGGCGGACAGCAGCAGCAGCGACAACAUCAAUCGGUAGAACCGUCGUAUUUAUGGUGGCUAAAAAAAAUCGACACUCCGUUAAGGCGAUCUAGCACGUUGGAACAACCGAGGAGGCUGCCCACUGCUUAUUUGAAGGAUAUCCGAAUGCAUCGACACAGUCUGACUUACAGAGGUGCCAUGCUCAACAUCAAUCGAUAUCGUUUGAGAGCUUCAAGCUGUCCGGAUAUCUACAGAAAUUCAAUGACUACGAUCGCCAAGACGAAGCUCGUUUGGUACGCUGGACUUUGGGAAUUUUGGGACUUGAUCGUCGACAUGCUAGACUUUUCGUACUUUGCCGAUCCAAGGUUUCUGCUGUUCGCCGUCAGUAAUUUUCUCUUGCACACGUGGUACGAUGUGCCUUAUGUCUAUCUGACGGACAAUGCAAUCGAAGUUGGAUUUAGCGAGACGGAUGCAUCUAUUCUGAUUUCGGUGAUUGGAAUCGCUAAUAUGGGUGGCGAGAUUUUUCUAGGUUGGGCUGGCGAUAGGGCGUGGGUAAAUGCAUCUAUUGUGUAUGCUGUAUGCAUGGCGCUCUGUGGUACCGUUACCGCUAUGAUACCAAUAGUUAUCAACGACUAUUACACUUUAUGUGCAAUCUCUGGUGCCUUUGGAUUAUUCAUCGCAGCAAAUUACAGUCUUACCAGCAUCAUCCUUGUCGAAUUGAUCACCUUGGACAGAUUUACCAAUGCUUAUGGUCUUCUGUUACUCGUUCAAGGAAUCGCCAACCUCAUGGGCCCUCCGUUAGCUGGAUGGCUGUACGAUAUCACAGGCACGUACAAUCUGUCUUUCUACUUGGCGGGAUUGUUCAUUGCGUUAAGCGGCGUAUUGUUAUUAGUGAUGCCUUUGAUCAGUUUGUAUCGAAAGUAUCGAAACGAAUCUGGAGGGGUAACUACUGAUAAGGAUUUUGAUGCGAUAAACAAUGUGUAAAUAUGCCGGUAUUUAUUGAAGGAAUCAAAAGGAAGGGGCUAGAAAUCAGACGAUGAUUAUCGUAAUGAUUGUCGAUUAGUUGUAUCGCAAUUGGAAUUGCGUGUUAUAAAGAAUAUGAAAGGAAUUGCAACACAGAUUGCAAAAAUUGUCACGGGCACCCCUUAAUUUCGUUGUAGUGUUAUUUCGCGACAUGCUAUACACGAGUUGCUAGAACCGGCUGUGGUGUAUUACAUAGUUAUAAUUAACCUAUAAUUUGUCGAAACACCUUGCGAGUUUAUCGACUUUACGUGACAACUAAUGUGAGAAAACUAGAGGAAUGUUAUGUAAAAGAAAAAAAAAAUGAUAG
Molecule: messenger RNA, 3487 nt
Organism: Cyphomyrmex costatus
Lineage: Eukaryota; Metazoa; Arthropoda; Insecta; Hymenoptera; Formicidae
Exons: 3
Coding region: 376-3141 (921 amino acids)
Biological process (GO): monocarboxylic acid transport; transmembrane transport
Molecular function (GO): monocarboxylic acid transmembrane transporter activity
Source: RefSeq, a predicted model, not a curated record